Messenger RNA from Paramecium pentaurelia, 1039 nucleotides. NCBI's taxonomy places the organism in Eukaryota, Ciliophora, Oligohymenophorea, Peniculida, Parameciidae. The record is from the annotation of a GenBank genome assembly.
AUGAAAAAAAAAUAAUAAUAAGCAUCAUAACCAUAAUGUCAAACACCAAAAUCAAAACAUGUAAUCUAACCAAUUGCAUCCCCAAAUUCAAAUUCAAAUUCAUUUUCAUAAAUAUUUCAAUCUUAUUAUCCACGUACUCCUGUUAGAAAAGUAAAUCAAUAAAAGUAAUUUUUGAAAUUAUCAAUUUAGAAAAGAUUAGUUAGGUUAAGUAAUGGAAAAAGGUGUAACCAAAUAUGCUGUUGUUACUUAAGUGACUUUUAAUUCUACUACUAAAUUUAAAUCUUUGUCACUUCAAGAACAUUUCGCUCAAUUUUAAGUUUAUGAUAAAAGAAAUAAAAUUGCUGAUAAUGAAUGGAGUCUAUUAAAUUUAAAAUCAUCAUCAACACUAUCAAAUAAAACACAACUAUUUUACACUUUAACUAAUGUGUUUUAAGAAUAUAAAAAAAAUCCCAAUAAUUAUUUCAUGAUUUCAAAUGCAUUAUUUUUGGCUUUUUUUUCAUAUUCAAAUUAAAAAAUACCUUAUUGUCUUUUUAUAACAAGACAAGAUGCUUUAAAUAAAUAAUUAUAGAAAUCAUAAUUUUUAGAAUAAAAACAAAUAGAAUCUAUUGUUUUAGGUAUUGAAACACCAUUAUCAGUAUUAUUUCCAACAAAUCCUACUUAAUUUCCUACUAAAUAUACAUUAUCAUUAAUAUAAAGAAAACAUAUUUUAUACUUAUUCAAUAUUAUACUUAAUAUUGGAAUAGAAAAAGAGAUAAUGGAUGUGGCUGCUAAUUUUACAUUUCAUAACUCUUAUUUCAAUAGUGUUCAAACAUAUAAUGGAGUUGAUUAAAUUGAAAAUGAAACAUAAAAUUUAUUUGAUAAUAAUACAGAGUAUAAAAUAUCAUUUGAGGGAUUAUAUAACAUUUAACAAAUUAUUGAUCUAAAAAAUUAACUUUAAUAGAGUAAUCCAGAUAUAGUAGUUUCUGAUAUCAAAUUAAGUCCAUUAACAACUCUAAUAAAUGAUAAAUUACUUGAUUAGAUAAAUAAUGAAUUAUAAUGA